Solanum tuberosum (potato) is the source of this 342-nucleotide messenger RNA. RefSeq lists its product as uncharacterized. The transcript has a single exon. NCBI's taxonomy places the organism in Eukaryota, Viridiplantae, Streptophyta, Magnoliopsida, Solanales, Solanaceae. The annotation marks the transcript as partial. The record is from RefSeq and is a predicted model, not a curated record.
AUGACUUUUCAGGUCGGUGAUCAGGUUCUACUGAAGGUAUCACCUAUGAAAGGAGCCAUAAUGUUUGGUAAGAAAGGUAAUCUUAGCCCUCGCUACAUUGGUCCAUUCGAGGUUCUUGAAGGUGUGAGGCCAGUGGAUUGCAUGUUAGCACUGCCACCCAACCUAUCUGGGGUUCAUCCAGUGUUUGAUGUGUCUAUGCUAAAGAAAGGCCAUGGAGAUGGAGACUAUAUCAUUAAAUGGGACUCAAUUGUGUUGGACAAGGACUUGCGAUAUGAAGAGGAACUUAUUGUGAUUCUUGGUCAGAAUGUUCAGAAGCUGAGGACAAAGGAGAUCAAAUCAAAG